AUGAAUUUGUUUCCGGCAGGCCUGCUCGCGCUCGUCUGCGUGGGAACUGCCGUCGCUCAAAGCAACAGCCCAGCCAGCUAUAAAGUCCGGACACCGCCACUAGACACGGACUGGACUUACAAGGUGGGCACUAAUCCAUGGCCAGAGUAUCCUCGGCCUCAGCUCCAGCGUGAUGCCUGGCAAAGUCUCAAUGGUAUAUGGACGUUUCAGCCUGCCGGGGCUGGGGCAGGCGACUCCGGUAGUCCUCCGGAGGGUCCACUUCAGAGCGAGGUGCUCGUGCCGUCUUGCAUCGAGAGUGGGCUCUCGGGAUUGCAGGUCAUGAAUAUCACGGACAUGUGGUUUGCGACGAGCUUCAAUGUACCACACAGUUGGAGCGGGCAAUCUGUCAUCCUGAACUUUGAGGCCGUUGACUACCAGGCGGUGGUGUUUGUGAACGGAGCCAAGGUUGGGAACCACACCGGGGGAUAUUUUCGGUUCGCAUUGGAUAUCACCGAAUUUGUGAAGUUUGGUGAUGAGAACGAACUCAGGACUGUGUUCGUUCACGAUCCCACCGACCUGGACGUCAUUCCGAUCGGAAAGCAAACGCGGAAUCCUAGCCACAUAUUCUACAGAUCGUGCUCCGGAAUAUGGCAGUCUGUAUGGCUAGAGAAUGUGCCUUCAAACCAUAUCACACAGCUCGACGUUGCUGCGGGCAUGGAUGGAACAGUUUGCGUAACCGUUCACAGCUCGAAAAAGCAAGGAGCCGCAGCCAAAGUGUCCGUCAUCGGGCUCGACGGGCGAACUAUUGCUUCGCACAAGGGCCCAUCGGAUAAGGAGUUCACGUUCAAGGUUCAGCACCCAAAGCUUUGGUCUCCAUCUUCUCCAACUCUGUAUAACCUGACGGUGACCCUUGGCGACGAUGAGGUUUCCAGCUACACUGGAUUUCGCACAAUUUCCUCUGGCCAGGUCAAGGGGGUCCAGCGGCCACUUUUGAAUGGAGAGUUCACAUUCAUGUUCGGUACGCUCGACCAAGGGUUUUGGCCAGACGGACUAUAUGUGCCGCCCAACAAAGAAGCCCUUGUAUACGAUCUGAAGAUGCUCAAGGGUCUGGGCUUCAACACCGUCAGAAAGCAUAUCAAGGUUGAGCCGGAUUUGUUUUACCGAGCCUGCGACGAGAUGGGUCUGAUGGUCAUCCAAGACAUGCCCAGUCUGACCAACGACGGGAGUCGGCCCCCUAACCCGGACCAACAGGCGGAAUUCCAACGUCAGCUGGAAGUGCUGGUCAACGAGCACAAGAACUACCCGUCAAUUGUGACAUGGGUCAUUUACAACGAAGGAUGGGGGCAGCUCAAGGGCCCACCGUAUCCCGAAGUGAAGCUUGUGGAAGUCGUUCGCAGCAUCGACCCCACGAGGCUCAUAGACGCGACGACGGGCUGGAAUGACCACGGAGCUGGCGAUUUCUCAGACAACCACCAUUAUGCAAACCCUCAAUGCGGCACGCCCUUCUACUCCACCCCUUCAUCUCCGUACGACCCCAGCCGUAUUGGAUUCCAGGGCGAGUUUGGUGGCGUCGGCCACAACGUGUCCAUCGAACAUCUUUGGAAUGUCCAAGAGGCCAUCAACACCAUCAAUCAGACUUACGAAGUCGACGCUGAUCUAGCUACAUACAACUACCGCGCGAGCGUCCUGUUCCGCGAGUUUCUCGAGCAGGUGCAGCGCUAUGCUUGUAGCGGCGGUAUUUGGACACAGACGACCGACGUCGAAGGUGAAGUCAACGGACUAUACACGUAUGAUCGCCGAGUCUUGAGGCCAGACGCGAAGCAGUGGAAGAGCGAUAUCAAAAAGCUGUACUCCGCGGCGGCAGGUAGACGAUGA
Molecule: messenger RNA, 1854 nt
Organism: Trichoderma citrinoviride
Lineage: Eukaryota; Fungi; Ascomycota; Sordariomycetes; Hypocreales; Hypocreaceae
Product: glycoside hydrolase family 2 protein
Exons: 7
Coding region: 1-1854 (617 amino acids)
Biological process (GO): carbohydrate metabolic process
Molecular function (GO): hydrolase activity, hydrolyzing O-glycosyl compounds
Source: RefSeq, a predicted model, not a curated record